Molecule: messenger RNA, 23777 nt
Organism: Podarcis lilfordi (Lilford's wall lizard)
Lineage: Eukaryota; Metazoa; Chordata; Lepidosauria; Squamata; Lacertidae
Source: the annotation of a GenBank genome assembly
AUGGGGGAGAAACCAUUUAAAUGUAUUGAAUGUGGAAAGAGCUUCUGUAGAAGUGGAACACUUAGAAGACAUCAACGAACUCACACAGAGGAGAAACAAUUUAAAUGUAUUGAAUGUGGAAAGAGCUUCAGUAGAAGUGAACACCUUAGAAGACAUCAACUAACUCACACAGGUUAGUUCUCUCUUGUACCUGCGAUACAUUGACGAUAUUUUUAUCAUCUGGACACAUGGUCAACAGACCCUGGACACCUUCCACCAGAAAUUCAAUGAUUUUCACCCCACAAUCAACCUAACAAUGAAUCAAUCUAUGCAAGAAAUACAUUUUUUGGACACUACUAUAAAAAUACAGGAUGGGCACAUAGACACCACCUUAUACCGUAAACCUACUGACCGACAAACAUAUCUACAUGCCUCUAGCUACCAUCCCAAACAUACCAAACAGUCCAUUGUAUAUAGCCAGGCACUACGUUACAGCCGUAUCUGUUCCAAUUCUACAGACAGAGACUCUCACCUAAGAGAUCUACAGCAAACCUUUUUAGAACUAAAAUACCCAGCAGAUGAAGUUAGACAACAGAUCAGCAGAGCCAGACUGAUACCCAGAGAGAACUUGCUGCAAGACAGACCCAAAAAAGAAAAUAACAGAACACCUCUAGUCAUCACAUACAGCUCCCAAGUCAAAAAAAGUACAACACAUCAUCAGAGAUCUACAACCUCUCCUGGACAAUGACAGUUCUCUUUCUCAAGCUCUGGGAGGAAGACCUUUCAUUGCCUACAGACAGCCACCCAAUCUUAAACAGCUCCUAACCCACAAUAAUACUACAACCAGACCUAACACGGACACUGGCACCAGAGCCUGCAAUAAACCCAGAUGCCAACUUUGCUGCCACAUACACCCGGACAACACCAUUACUGGCCCCAACAACAUCACACAUACCAUCUCGGGACUAUUUAAUUGCUCAUCGUCUAACAUUGUGUAUGCCAUCAAAUGCCAGCAGUGUCCUUCAGCUCUCUAUAUUGGACAAACAGGCCAAACCUUACGCCAAAGAAUAAACAGACAUAAAUCUGACAUCAAGAAUGUGACGAUUUAUUGAUUAGAGCGUGACCCCCGCUAAUUGAUUUGCGAUCCCCAAUUAGCUCUUUAUGGCCGCCCAGCACGCUUCCACUCAGCGCGAUCUGCCCCGAGCUCUCAGUCACGCCUCAGCAGAGUCAGCACAGCGUCAAAACUGUCACGUAGCUUCCAUUUAGCUUCCGACAAACACACACAGAGUCCAGGUUUGUCUAUUUCAGUCCUUUAUUCCGACAUUCCCCAGAAAACUCCUGGACUCACCGCAGCCAUGACAAACUGCGUCCUUCCCUCUCAAAGAACCAGAGAGGAAGAAGAGAAACUCCUCCCAGCUUCGAAAGCUGACGUCAGAAUGCUGAGGCAUCAUGGGAACAACUUAACCUAUUAAGUUCCAAACCCCACACCCCCUCUUGCCGAACAUUCUGACAAGACCUUUUUGAGUUCAACACCUUUCCCUUUGCCUUGUGCCCCUUCCCGGCAUCUUUCCCAGGCACCUGUUGAACCCCUUCAACACUCCCAGAAUCACACUGUGUGAAACCAAUCCACGCACUUGUGACCUGAUACCUCUCAGGUGGAACACCCUUUGUGGCCCGAGAUGAACGCCUGGGCACAAACUGGGGUGCUUCAUCUGAACUUCCCCCUGACCCACUUGGGCCAGCAGUUGUGUCUUCUCCGUCAGACUCUUCCCCCUCUGACUUGACAACCCGUCUGUGAGCUUUCUCCAUUACGCUAACCGGAGAUGAAGCCUCACACCUGGACACUCCUUUCACAACCUUUGGAGAUGCCCAAACCUGCCCUGAACCCUGAUCCUGGACCUGGUCCCCAUCACCGGGAUCAGCCUCUGCCUCCCUUUCCUCCUCAGAAUCAGACAGACAUUCUGAGAGAAAAUCAGGACCAUCCCUGGGCCUUGACCACCCAUCCUGUUCACAGAACUCAGCAUGCUUACUGACCAGCAGCUUGGUCUGAUCACCCUCUGGGUAUGCAAACUUCCACCCAUUGGUUGCAGGAUCAUAUCCACAGAAGAUCAUUUCCUGAACCUUUGGACCACCUGCCUUCUGCUGAGCUGUUGGUACCGGCACGAAAGCCUUGGACCCAAACACGCGGAAGAAAUGCACCUGUGGCUUUUUCCGGUGCAACAGAAAAAACGGUGUUUCCCCUAUAACGUGGUUAUAGGACCUGUUAAAAACAAAGUUGGCAGCUUUCCAAGCUUCACCCCAAAAGCUCUGAGGCAGCCCAGAGUCACACAGCAAAACCCUGACAACUUCAGCCAGUGUUUGACUCCUGUGCUCUGCCACGCCUCUCCCUUGAGGAGACUUUGCACCCGUCACCUGGUGACGUAUUCCCUUUUCCUUGAAAAACUCCUUCAGAGCAGACCCAGUAAACUGUGACCCUCGGUCGCUCCUGAACCCUUGCACCCUGGUGGAGAACUUUAGUUUCACCUCCGCAACCCAAUCCUGGAUCAGUUGCGCUGCCUCCCCCUGUGAUUUGAGAGAGAAACACCAGCCAACCUGGCUGUGGUCAUCUGUCAGCGACAGCACAUACCUGGCUCCACCCAGACUCUCACACCUCAUGGGUCCUGACAGAUCUGUGUGAACAAGCUCAAAGGGCUCUUUGGCUACCCUCCCAAACCCGGGAAAACCAUGUACCUUUGCACCUUUGCGUACAUGAACACAUGAAUCAUGACUGGGAACCUUAGCACACUGCGCCUGUGCUUUACCAGCAUUCCCACCACCCUCCAGAGGUGACUCCAGAACAAAGAGAUUGUCCUUGCUCUUCACGUUGACCAGUUGUCUCCCCCCUCUGAAAAUGGAACAGGUGUCAUUUUCAAAGCAAAUAUUGUACCCCUGCUUCAAAAGAGCUUGUACAGAUAAUAGACAACAAUUCAGUCCCGGCACAACGUAGACCUCUAGCUCCUCCUGUAAAGGAGAAAAAAACAUGUUAGCCACAUCAGAAACUGAUUUUCGCUUUCUGUCAGCGAACAUAACAGUCAUUCCAGUUGAAACAGCCCUGCAGUUCCGCAUUUCGCCAGCAGGCUUGCUUAUCAGGUGACGACUGACAGUAGUAUCCAAAACCCAGCGCGUCACCGUGUCCUGGCUGGAGUUGUUCUUCACAGUUGCCAUAGAAGCAGUGAUAAGAAAACAACCCUCCCCAGUGUCUGAGCCACGUCCUUCCCUUGCGUUCCCACGCUGGCCUCCUCUCCGAGACUGGUUGCCAUGGAAACCCGGCUGGUUCCCAUGAGAAAAAACCUCGGCAAACCUGGCAACAUCCUGCCUUGCCUCUCUGCUCCGGUGGGGGCAAUCUCGACGCAAGUGUCCCGUUGCAUUACACACGUAGCAACGACGAACUUCAGUGGAAAAACACUGCCCCGGGCUCCGCCCAGCUGGCCUCCUUCUUCCGGAAAAGCACUUCUUGCCAGCUCCGCCCCCUCUGAACCACCACUUCAUUCCAGCACGUACAGUGGAAAACUUUUUAAACGUGCCUUUGGAAUUCUUCGCCCCCCCGACCUGCUCACUAGCACUCCUUGAGGCUAAAACAUCAGGAGCAGGGGCUCCAGCCAUCUCUAGGCUUUUGUCUCCAGGGCUCUGGCUUCCUGCUGAAGUUUCACACAAACGUCUCAGCACAUUCCCAGGCAGCCCUUGCUGUGUUUACGCCCUUGCUCAACUUCUUAGAGUGAGCUGUUCAAACAGAAUGUCCUCCAAGACCUGGCUGCCUGCCAUUGUCUUCCCGGUCUCCCAAGCUUACUCACCAGCUUAUCCGGCACCCGUAUCUCAGCUGCUCCUUCCAGCCUCAGCUCCAGAGCUCCAGCUGGUCCCAGCACCCAGCUCUCAGCACAGGCAACAACACAGCUCUCUCUUGCCUCUUAUUCAGCAGGCAAAAACUCCUGCCAGCGUCUCUGCUUCAGACCACAGACUUCAAACGCAUUCCGGCAGCCUCCAGUGACAGUUUUACGAGCGGUAAAUAAGCACCCAUAACCUGUUAACGAUUUAUUGAUUAGAGCGUGACCCCCGCUAAUUGAAUUGCGAUCCCCAAUUAGCUCUUUAUGGCCGCCCGGCACGCUUCCACUCAGCGCGAUCUGCCCCGAGCUCUCAGUCACGCCUCAGCAGAGUCAGCACAGCGUCAAAACUGUCACGUAGCUUCCAUUUAGCUUCCGACAAACACACACAGAGUCCAGGUUUGUCUAUUUCAGUCCUUUAUUCCGACAUUCCCCAGAAAACUCCUGGACUCACCGCAGCCAUGACAAACUGCGUCCUUCCCUCUCAAAGAACCAGAGAGGAAGAAGAGAAACUCCUCCCAGCUUCGAAAGCUGACGUCAGAAUGCUGAGGCAUCAUGGGAACAACUUAACCUAUUAAGUUCCAAACCCCACAGAGAAGACAGAGAAACCAGUAGGAGAACACUUCAAUCUCCCAGGACAUUCUAUACAAGAUCUCAAAGUAGCUGUUUUACUACAAAGGAAUUUCAGAAAUAGACUGGAAAGAGAAGCUGCUGAAUUGCAUCUCAUUACCAAACUUAAAACCAUGGAGAAACCUGGUCUGAACAAAGACAUUGGAUUCUUAUCUCAUUAUACAUGACAAAGCCAUUUUUCACCUUCUCACCCCUUACUCUUUCCUGUAAGACCUAUUGCAGUCGUUAAAAGUCGUCAACAGGCUCAUCACAGCCAUCUGCCAAUCACCCAUUCCCACCACCCUUCUGAGUAAUACCCCUCCCCACCUUCUCACUAUAUAGAAGGAUCUGGCAACUUCUGUUUCAGUGUAUCUGAAGAAGUGUGCAUGCAAACGAAAGCUCAUACCAAGAACUAACUUAGUUGGUCUUUAAGGUGCUACUGGAAGGAAUUUUUUUUGUUUUCACACGGGGGAGAAACCAUUUCAAUGUAUUGAAUGUGGAAACAACUUCAGUCAAAGUGGAGCACUUAGAAUACAUCAACUAACACACAAAGGAGAAACCAUUCAAAUGUAUUGAAUGUGGAAAGAGCUUCAGUAGAAGUGGACACCUUAGAAUACACAAACGAACUCACACGGGGGAGAAACCAUUUGCAUGUAUUGAAUGUGGAAAGUGUUUCAGUCAAAACGGAACACUUGGAAAACACCAAAAAACUCACACAGGAGAAACCAUUUAAAUGUACUGAAUGUGGAAAGAAUGUGGAAAGCUUCAGUCCAUAUCGACACCUUAUAAGACACCAACUUCAGCUGCAGUAGAGCACUUAGAGUACACCAACUAACUUAUACGGGGGAGAAACCAUUGGAACGUAUUGAAUGUGAGAUGAGCUUCAACUGUAAGGAUAAACUUACAUUACACUGGCGAACUCGCACAUGGGAGAAGCUUAACUCAAUAUGAAACCUUAGGAAACUUCUGCUAACUCACAUGGGGAAAACCAGAUUUAUGAAAUGUGGAAAAGGCUUCAGAGGGAGUGGAAACCUUAAUAUUCAUAAGAUAAUUUACACAGGUGGGAAACCAUAUAAAUGUAUGGAGUUUUCCGCUCAGGUUUCCCAGAUUUCCUGGGAAGUGAAGAUGAUUGUCAAGUCUCUGGAUGUGCAGAAAAUAAUUUGUGUUUGUUUUCAAUAAUAAUAAUAUUUUUUAUUUGUACCACGCCCAUCUGGCUGGAUUUCCCCAGCCACUCUGGGUGGCUUCCAACAAAACAUUGAAAUACAAUAGUCCUUCAGAUAUUAAAAGUUUCCCUAAACAGGGCAACCUUCAGAUGUCUUUUAAAGUCUGGUGGCUGUUUUUUCCUUUGACAUCUGGUGGGAAGGUAUUCCACAGGGAGGGCACCACUUCUGAGAAGGCCCUCUAUCUGGUUCCCUGUAACUUCGCUUCUCUCAGUGAGGGAACCGCCAGCAGGCUCUUGGUACUGGACAUCCAUGUCCAGGCAGAACGAUGGGGGUGAAGACUCUCCUCCCGUCACCAGUCUAGCUGCCGCAUUCUGGAUUAGUUGUUGUUUCUGGAUUACCUUCAAAGGUAGCCCCACGUAGAAUGCAUUGCAGUAGUGCAAGUGGGAGAUAACUGCAGCAUGCACUAGUCUGGCAAAACAGUCUUCAGGCAGAUAGGGUCUCAGCCUGCGUACCAGAUGGAGCUGGUAAACAGCUGCCCUGGACACAGAAUUGACCUGUGCCUCCAUGGACAGCUGCAAGUCCAUAAUGACUCCCAGGCUGCGCACCUGGUCCUUUAGGGGUACAGUUACCCCAUUCAGGACCAGGGAGUCCUCCACACCUGCCUGCCUUCUGUCCCCCCAAAACAGGACACCUGCCUUGUCGGGAUUCAACUUUAAUAUGUUAGCUGCCAUCCAUCCAAUCACCUCCAGGAAUUCACACAGGACCUUCACCAUCUUCACUGGUUCUGAUUUGAAAGAGAGGUAGAGCUGGGUAUCCACAUACUGAUGAACACCCAGCACAAACACCCUGAUGAUCUCUCCCAGCGGCUUCAUGUAGAUGUUGAAAAGCAUGGGGAGAGGACGGAACCCUGAGGCACCCCACAAGUGAGAGCUCAGGGAUCUGAACACUCAUCCCCCAACACCACUCAUCCCCCAACACCACUUUCUGAACACGGCCCAAGAGGAAGGAGCGGAACCACUGUAUAACAGUGCCUCUAGCUCCCAGCCCCUCUAGACGGUCCAGAAGGAUGUUAUGGCUGAUGGUGUCAAAUGCCUCUGAAAGAUCCAGCAGAACUAUGAAACAGCUCUCACCUUUGUCCCUAGCCCACCGGAGAUCAUUGACCGAUGUGCCCAGGUCAGUUUCAGUCCCAUGAAGAGGCCUGAAUCCCAACUGGAAGGGAUCCAAAUGGUCCACAUCUUCAGCAACCACCCAAUCAAUCAAUCAAUCAAUCAAUCAAUCACCUUGCCAUAGAGUGUUACCUCAGGUUAAGAACUUUGCUUCAGGAUGAGAACAGAAAUUGUACAGCGGCAGCAGGAGGCUCGAUUAGCUAAAGUGGUGCUUCAGGUUAAGAACAGUUUCACGUUAAGAACAGACCUCCAGAACGAAUUAAGUUCUUAAUCAGAGGUACCACUGUAACUGCCUCUUUGAGUGUGUCUGGGAAGGCUACUUCACAGAGAGAAGCAUUCACCACCCCACAGAGCCCAUCACCCAGCCCUUCCUGGCUAGCUUUUAUGAGCCAGGAUGGGCAAGGAUCAAGGAGACAGGUGGUUGGUUUCACUCGUCCAAGCAGCCUGUCCACAUCCUCGGACAUAACAGAUUGGAAUUGAUCCCACGCAACUUGACUAGACAGGACUCUAGCACUCACCAGCCCACGCCCUGCUCCCACGGGGGAGUCUACCUCUCUGAAUCUGAGUGUCUUUUCUGCAAAAAAACUUUGCAAAAUCAUUGCAGGCGAUCAUGUGGCCCAUACGGGGCCCCAUUGGAGAGUUGGUUGUAUUAAAUUGCAAACCACCUGAAACAGUCUCCUGCUGCUGUUUUCUGCAGAUGCAAGAGAGGGGGUGAAGAAGGUUUUAUUCACCUUUGCUAUCGCAAUUUGGUAGGCUUGAUGUUGAGCUCUAACCCGUGUCCGGUCAGAUUCAGAAUGAGGUUUCUGCCACUGGUGCUCUAGCUAUCUCAUUGCCCUCAGAUCAUGGAAAACCAUGGGGCUGUCCAGGCUCCAUGCAAUCGGAGAGGGCGCUUCAGAGCUAGAUAGUCAAUAAGGUAAAGGUACCCCUGCUCGUACGGGCCAGUCUUGACAGACUCUAGGGUUGUGCGCCCAUCUCACUCUAUAGGCCGGGGGCCAGCGCUGUCCGAAGACACUUCCGGGUCACGUGGCCAGCGUGACAAGCUGCAUCUGGCGAGCCAGCACAGCACACGGAACGCUGUUUACCUUCCCGCUAGUAAGUGGUCCCUAUUUAUCUACUUGCACCCGGGGGUGCUUUCGAACUGCUAGGUUGGCAGGCGCUGGGACCGAGCAGCGGGAGCACACCCCGCCGCAGGGAUUCGAACUGCCGACCUUUCGAUCGGCAAGCCCUAGGUGCUGAGGCUUUUACCCACAGCGCCACCCGCGUCCCUAGACAGUCAAUAGCCCUGGUUAACUCCACAUUCCAACCGGGCACCAGGGAAUCAGCUGAAAGGCCAUCAGCAUGGGAUAAAACAUCCCCUACCACUCUCUGGAAACCAUUUGGAUCCAUUAAGUGGCGGGGGGGACCAUCCAAAUCGGCCCCACCUCCCUGCAGAUGGGAAGGGUUGUGGAGAAGUCCAGGUGCACCAGAAAGUGAUCUGACCAUGGUACUUCUUUAGUUUCGCUUUUACUUAGUGUCAGAUCACCAACAUCCAUAGAGGUGAACACCAGGUCUAAGGAAUGUCUGCGACACUGAGUUGGGCCAAACUUAUUCAGGGACAGCCCCAUGGAGGCCAUGCUUUCCACAAAGUCCCAAUCAGCCCCUUGUAAGGUUGUGUUGGCGUGAAUGUUAAAAUCCACCAGGACAACCAAAUUAGGUGUCUCCAGGAGAACAUCUGCCACGACCUGAAGCAGCUUGGGCAGGGAAUCCUUGGUGCAGCGGGGUGGUUGGUACACCAAAAGGAAUCCUGUACUGCCCCUAUUGUCCAAUUUCAAGAACAUGCACUCAGAGAACUGGGUCUUUCCAAUAGGACGCCUGGUGCAAAUUAAUGAUUUCCUAAAAAUCACUGCAACCCACCUGCUCGCCCACAUGACUGGGUUGAGAAGAGAACCUGGUGGACAAGCAGCGGCAAGGACAGGUCCAUCUGCUUCAUCCUACCAAGUCUCUGUUACACAUGCCAAGUCAAGUUCUCCAUCCACGAUCAAGGCAGGGAAUUUAAAAGGUCUAUAUAAGGGCAGGCACACCUUUGUUCGGGGUCCUCCUCCAUCCUCCUGCAUGUGAGGGGAGCACCCUGUUGCAACAGUUCAAUAAAGAUCAGGCUUACUAGCUGCUUUGCUUCUCAAUAUUCUCUGGUUGGCCUCUGUUAUUUUCUCCUACUGAUGGAGAACCGGCCAUAGGCGCCGACUCCAUGGGGCCUGAGGGGGCCCGAGUCCCCUCAAAAAUUUUAUUGGGGGGGCUCUGCCCCCCCAAUAAUUUAAGAAAGUUAUUAGUUAUAUUCAGCGGCGCCCGGCAGAGCAGCCCUCUCGGCCACGGCAGGGACAGCACGGGGGCCGCUUGGGAGAAGCUUCCCACCCUGGGGGAGGAGCCUCCGCCGGCCCAGGUGAGCCGAGGGCGGGCAGGUGAGCCCGGCUGGCCCCGCCCCCCGCCUGGCUUUCUCUUUCUCCGGCCGGCAGCCGCGCCAGGUCUGCCGCGCCCAGGGGGCCCCGUCGGGCCGAAGCGCCGCCGUAGCCAUGCACACCCUGGCUCAGCCGGCAGCCGCCCCGGUGAGUGAAGGGGGAGCAUCACCUAGUGGUUGAAGCGGGGUGGGGUGGGGGGGUGCCCCGGGAUCCCUUGGUGCUGCUGGGGGGGUGGUGGUUGCAGUAGCAGCUCGGUGCCGAUUCCGAGAGCGUCUGGGCAUGUGCAGAGUGCCUGAUCUCUCCUAGUAUGCAACUGCGCGCAAAACGCUCCCUGGUGCAGCUGGUGGGAAGGAUUUUUUUUGGGAUGGUGGGGUCGCUUAUCGCUACUGCCCCCAAAAUCUCUCCACCGUCGGGACUCAGGCUUUGGGGUUCCUUUAAGGCCGUCAGGCUAUUUUUUGCCCAGAUUCUGCCCCAUCUCGUUUGCCCCCUCCUAAGCCAAGAUUGGAUGGUCUUCGGGGCAGAGACCUCCAACCCCAGGGCCCAGAAUGGAGAUGAGUCCCAGCAGCGCCCACUUUCUCUCCUAAGUCAGGAUUCUUCCAGCUUGGGAUGGGGAACCCAAGUCCCUGGACGGUCCAGAUUUCGUAUCCAGAGUCUCACCUUUCCAAAGAUUCCAGCUAAACUUUAGGAAGAAAUUUCUGGCUGCUAAGAGCCAUUCAACCAAAAUAUGGUGGUCUCUUCUUCACUGGAGCUUUUAAAGCAGAGGUUGGGUGGCCAUCUGUUAGGGAUUUUUUAAGCUGCGAUUUCUACGUUGCGGGGGGGGGGGGCUGGAAUAGAUGAACCCUGGGGGGCCCUUCCCAGCUCUACAGUCCUGUGGUUCUUUUCCUUCCCGCUGCUCAUGUUCUCACCUGUCCACACCACCUGUGGAAGCCCAGCUCUACCUUUCGUUAUGCCCGGCUCUGAUCUGAACCGUAAAAGCUCAUGUGGCACACCCAGCCUGUUAUUGAGCAUCUGUUAGGAGAAUCGCAGCAGAACUGUGUCAGAGGAGAGACAGGGCGUCGCUGCCUCAGUUUCAUCCAACUUCCUGCUACUGCACCUUUCUGUUAUCCCACCUGUGUUAUGCGAGAGGGGAUGGCACGACAGGUGCCCCACAUGGAAGUUGUUGCAUCUGGCCAGACUCCAGCGUACUGAGAAGGGAGCCCUGCCUCUCUCAAGAAUGCCAGCUUGUCUCCCUUUAUUUAUUUAUUUUUAAUUAAAAUGUUGCUAAGUUGCUAAGUUGGUUUCCUGGGCAAACAUCUAUUCAAAGCAGCCAGCAAGCAAAACAACAUGAAAGGAAUGGUAAGAAACAGUUUGAUGCAACAUCAGCAAAAACAAAAGCUAACGCUCUUCUAGGCUGCAUCCUCAGAAAUCUAGGGUCCAGAUCAAGGGAAAUCAUAGUCCUGUUCUGUUCUGCCUUGGUCAGACCACAUCUGGAGUCUUGGGUCCAGUCCUGAGCGCCACAAUUUAAGGAGGAUGUUGACAAGCUGGAAUGUGUGCAGAGGAGGGCGACCAAGAAGAUUUGGAAACCAAGCCUGGUGAGGAACGGUUGAAGGAGCUGGGGAUGUUUAGCCUGGAAAAGAGGAGACUGAGAGGAGAUACGAGAGCCAUCUUUAGAUAUCACCCGGAAGAUGGUAGAGCAAAUUUGUUUUCUCCUGCUCUGGAGGGUAGGGCUCGAAGCAAUGGAUUCAAGUUACAAGAAAGAAUCCUGACUAAAUAUCAGGAAGAACUUUCUGACAAAUUGUCAGAGCAUUGUUGUUGUUUAGUCGCGUCCGACUCUUCGUGACCCCCAUAGGCCCCUCAAAAAUUUUAUUGGGGGGGCAGAUAAUUUAAGAAAGUUAUUAGUUAUAUUCAGCGGCGCCCGGCAGAGCAGCCCUCUCGGCCACGGCAGCCCGGCUCUCCCAGCCCCCGGGGGCCGCCCUCCUCCCUCGCGCACCCGCAGCGUUCCCGCCUGGGGAGGCGGCGCCCCCAGGAGAGGCGGCGGCAGCAGUAGCAGCCGCGCGCGGCCCGGGCUCCCCUCGCCGGCCGCAGGAGCCAAGGCGCGCGACGAGGGCAGCCAAGGAAAGGAGCGCGUGGCCCCGUCCCGCCCUCGCCACUCACCCUUCUGCAGCGGCCCCGCCCAGCGGGGAACUUAGAAAACUUCCCGGGGCAGGACCCCGGUAUGGGCCCCCCCAAUAUUUUUUAUAAGUCGGCGCCCCUGGAACCGGCAAAGGGCUCUGUAAAGGCUCUUGUGUCCCCCAUAAGGGAAUAAGGGCAGAUUUUGUUUACAACAGGUACCUCUUUAUCUUCUUGCACUUUGUGCUUUCGAAUUGCUAGGUUGGCAGGAGCAGAAACAGAGCAACGGGAGCUCACCCCAUUGCAGGGAUUCAAACUGUCAUCCUUCUGAUUGACAAGCCCUAGGCUCUGGGGUUUAAACCACAACUCCAGCUGCGUCCCUUAUUGAGGACAAUACGUUCUUGCAAAAGCGGGGGUCCAAAGCAGCCACAGUCCAGCUGGGGCAAUGUAUGAACUUAUUUUCCCUAUGCACACGUUCCCUCCCUCGCCUUCCCAUUGGUUGGGUGCUAUAAGGUUUUCCUUCCCCCAAUUAUCAAAUAACAGACAUGAGGCUGAACGUGGGGAGAAAUUUCUCCUUCCUCCGAGUUGCCUCCACUUCCGGCUUCACCAACAGAUAAAAUCCGGGCUUGCAAAGGAGGGAGGGAAGGAGGCGGGAAGGGGGGCUGCAUAGGGCGGAGGCGGAGGAGGGGGCUUCUUCCUAAUCAAGCCUCCUAAUUAAGCGCCCUCACUCCCUGCCUCCCACUCCCAUUCCCAUUCCCGCCCCCGCCGCCCGGGAUUUCGGGUGAGUGCAAAGCCAGUGGCGGGGAAGGAGGGAAGGGGCUUUGCGAGGGGGUCCAGGAUGAGAAGCCCCGGGAGGGGGAGGAGGGAAGGGAGCUGUUUUCUUAAAGGGGGCUUGAAGGGGGGGGGGAGAAGCUUCCUCCUGCAGGGAUCUGGUACAAAGGGAGUUGCAGGGAAGGAGGGGGGAGAGGGGAGAGGGGUGGGCAUUGCUGGCCAGGAUCGCCUUAAUAGUAUUAAUUUAAAUUUAAUAUCUAUACUCCAGCAGAAGGCCCCUCGGAGGAGGACCUUAUCUUUAGGCAACAGGCGAAAGCCUUGCUCUUCUCCCAGGCGUUUGGCUCAUUAAACAAUCUAUGGACUUCACAACUGCAUUGAGGGGGGGCGAGGGUUGUCGUUUUUAUUUCCUACUCUGCUAUGCAUCUCUGUGUUUUUCUCUUGUAAGCUGCCCUGUGAUCUUUGGAGGAAGGGCAGUAUAGGAAUGUAAAGAAUAGCAGUAGAACUAGGAAAACCCUGUUGUGUUCAAGGGGGAGGUUGGGACAGAGUCUCUGACCAGCAUGCAUAGUAGGAUGGGCUUAGAAGUGUUACCGGAAAAUUCCGAGGGCUCCCUUGGACAAAACAAAGACACCAACCAGGAUAACUUGGAGCAAAACAGCAGCCUGUAGGCUUGGCCUUUAUUGAACUGAUGCAUCAGGGUGUUCCCCUCACUUGCAGGAGAGAGGAAAGACCCAGAAAAAUAGUGUUCCAGGUCUUAUAAAAACUUUUGAAAUUCCCCUCCUCUAGGUCAAGCCCAAAAGGGACGCGGGUGGUGCUGUGGGUAAAAGCCUCAGUGCCUAGGGCUUGCCGAUCGAAAGGUCGGCGGUUCGAAUCCCCGCGGCAGGGUGCGCUCCUGUUGCUCGGUCCCAGCGCCUGCCAACCUAGCAGUUCGAAAGCACCCCCGGGUGCAAGUAGAUAAAUAGGGACCGCUUUAUAGCGGGAAGGUAAAAACGGCGUUUCCGUGUGCGGCUCUGGCUCGCCAGAGCAGCGAUGUCACGCUGGCCACGUGACCCGGAAGUGUCUGCGGACAGCGCUGGCCCCCGGCCUCUUGAGUGAGAUGGGCGCACAACCCCAGAGUCUGGCAAGACUGGCCCGUACGGGCAGGGGUACCUUUACCUUUACCUUUAGGUCAAGCCCACCCCCCAGAAACAUCAUGCAUAUAUUACAGAAAGGAGGAGUUGAGGGAGGAGUUGGUGGUAACCUGAGUAUCUUGUCACCUGGCUGGUUCCUCCUUUCCCCCCUCCCCAUGAGUCACUUCCAGGAGACAAAGGGGAGUUUGCAGUUUCCUGCCCCCUGAGGGAAGAUCUGAUCAUUGUCCUUUGUUUCAGUCCAUGCUGAAUCCACUCCCAUAUGCAAGUUCUUUGUGAUCUUGACUGCCUUCUGUCUGGGAUCAUCUGGGCAGGGCUCCUGCAGAUGUGCUGAGAUGUGCUGAGAUGGUGGAGGGAUUUUGGCUGACCAGGACUAAGCCACCCCCCUUUGUUAGUUCUUGUCAUAUGGAGUAAAAUAAAAAUGGAACAGUGCAAAUCCGAUGUAUGGUUGAUUUUCUAUGAAUUUAUAACAGAAAUGUGGCGUAUGUAGUGUGUGUGUGUGUGUGUGUAUGAAGUUUGUACAAGCAGAAUGAUUGGGGGGGGGGUUCCUGCUACAGUUGGGAAGAAUAAGAAUAAGAAUAAAGAAUUCAUUACUUGCACCCUCCCUAUCUGACUGUGUUGCCUCAGCCACUCUGGGCGGCUUCCAACAAAAACACCAAAAAAAUUAAAGCAUUGAAAACUUUCCUAUACAGGACUGCCAGCAGAAUACUUCCAUUUUGUAGAAAUGGCCUUUGAAUUUUAAAAAAAGCCCUCUUUAAGGAAUCCUGUGGUGUAAACGUGUAUGUUGUCCUCUAGGUUCAAACACAUAGUAAGAGCAAGCAGUGCUCCAAAGUUCUUCUCUUGUGAACUUGCCAUCUAAGUUGUUUACUCCUGAACAAAGCUCCUGUUUCCCAAAAGGACUGGAGGGGGGGUCUCCUCACCACUUUUAACCCACCCCACUCCCACCGCAUGGAAGGCAGAGGACAUGUUCAUUCACAAUCCCAGUAAACCAUGAAGUGAACCAGGUGCUGCAGCUCCUUCCCCUCUCACGGGGCUGCUGCAAGAAAAGGCAGCAGAGGAGGAAAGGGAUGGGUUUGAAGGCUCUUCCUGCCUCUCUCCCCUGAGCAACAAGAGCAAAGGGUGUUUGCAGGGCAGAACGACAGAGGAGGAGUCAGGGAGGACAGAGGGAGAGAUGGGCGGAUCCCCCGCCUCUCCCAGGGGGUCCAGAUGCAAGCAAGGGGCUUCCUUCUUCUCCAUGCAAGGGCCACCCAUGUAUUCAGAGCAGUCCUUUGCAGAUGAACUCUUAAGUUCUAUGGGGUCUACUCUCAGGCCACUAAUGUGCAUACCAUGCCAGCCUUAGGAAGGGAGGUGGGACAGGCAGGUGAAAGGAAUUGCCAAAGGUGUUUGAAAAUGGGCAGGGGCUCUUGGGAAGGGGUCUUUUUGUGUGCAACAACUGCAGUGAGGAUGUUGAUUGCCAAGGGAUAGAAAGGAGAUAAAAUUCCAUCAGAAGAGGAGUGGCAAGUAAAAAUCCUUCAAUAUAUAGAAGUAGCACAGAUGACGGAAAAGAUAAGAAAUCGAUCGACCCAAAAGUUUAAAAGGAAAUGGGAGCUCUAUAGACAAUAUUUAAAAGAACAGUGUCCCCUUAUAAAAACUUUAAAAUGCUUUGAAUAACUCAGAAUUGAAUAAGGUACAAAGAAUUCAGACAAGAUUUAACAAAGAUAAAGUUUAUUGAAAAACAGAGGCAAGUAAUUAAGAAAAUUGCCAACCUAGCAGUUCGAAAGCACGUCAAAAGUGCAAGUAGGUAAAUAGGUACCGCUCCGGCGGGAAGGUAAACGGUGUUUCCGUGCGCUGCUCUAGUUCACCAGAAGUGGCUUAGUCAUGCUGGUCACAUGACCCGGAAGCUGAGUGCAGACAAACGCCGGCUCCCUCGGCCAGUAAAGCGAGAUGAGCAUUGCAACCCCAAAAUCAUGCGUGACUGGACCUAAUGGUCAAGGGUACCUUUACCUAAUUAAGAAAAUAAAUAACCUAUAUCAAGGAAGUCAGAAGUUGAUGGCUGGAAUAAUUUUGUGCAUUCGUGAUGUAUUGUUCUAUUUCUUUUUGUAAGAAAUGUAUUGUGCUUUUUUGUUUUGUUUCUUUUCCUUUUUAUAAGCUUUUGGGGUGUGUGUGUGUGUGUGUGUGUGUGUGUGUGUGUGUGUUGAUUUGAAACCAAUAAAGAUUGAAUAAACAAAAUAAAAUAAAAUAAAAAAGGAAAGGAGGUGAUGAAAGGAAUUGCCAAAGGUGUUUGAAAAUGGGUGGGGGCUCUUGGGAAGGGGGUGCCCAGUUGGGGCUUCUUCAGGGGCAGCAGAAUGUCUUGGGCAGGAGAAUCCCUCCAGGGGCUCUCAGACUCCCAUGGCUUCUUCUUCUUCCCUCCCUGCCAGGAAGCUGCAACUUGCUCUGGCUUCUGUGCUCCUCAGGAAGCUGAACCUGCAAACCUAGCUGAGACUGAACCUGCAACCCUGGCCAGGAUGGAAGGAGGAAGAUGGACGGCUGACCUGGUCAGGCUGUCUCCCGCAUCCCUCCCCACAACCUCUGAGCAUUCCCUCCCAGGACCCUUGGAGAAAUCUGGUGAGUUCCAAGGGAGAGGAGAUGGGGACAGGGAUAGAUGGAAGGUGGAGGGAGAAAGAGGAAAAGGUGGAGAGGAGACAAAUGGAAGGAAGUUCCUGACAGGAAGAAGGAAGGGGUGAGGCCUUCUCCAAAGCAGCUCUUUGUUUCUUGAAUCCCUUUCAUAAAGUAGUGGGGGCAGAUUUUCUCGCUCCAGGAUUUUAAAUCUUAGGAGUUCCAGUGGUACCUCGGGUCUCAAACUUAAUCGGUUCCAGAAGUCUUCCAAAACCAAAGCGUUCCAAAACCAAGGCGUGCUGUCCUGUAGAAAGUAAUGCAAAAUGGAUUAAUCCAUUCCAGACUUUUAAAAACAACCCCUAAAACAGCAAUUUAACAUGAAUUUUACUAUCUAACAAGACCAUUGAUCCAUAAAAUGAAAACAAUAAUCAAUGUUCUGUACCAUAAAAUAAAUAAGACAGUAUUGUAGAUGAUAAAAAUUAAAAAAAAAAAUUUCGUACCUACAUUGAUGAUAGUCAUUGUUUGAAUGGGGAGCUUUUAUCCCUUCCACAGUCAAUCAAUCAAUAAAUCAAUCAUAAAACAAAAAACAAGCUUCAGUCAAAAAUGGGGGCAGGGGAGCUUAAAUCAGCUGUGCAAGGGAACAAAUGGGAUGAAAAAAACCUUGAUUACGAUGGAGACGACUUAAAUUAGCUGCUCAAGGGUAAAACGGAAUGAAAAAAAGCAUUAAUUAGGGUGGGGGGCACUUAAAUUUGCUGCGCAACAGUAAAAAUGGAAGCUCAGGAGCACGUUCGGUUUCCGAGGCAAACUUCAAAAACAGGAACACCUAUUUCUGGGUUUGCAAAUGAUGAAUCAACAGAAGAAUAGUCUAUCUAUGGACUUCCAUUUUUUGAAAUAUUUUUAUUGGUUUUUACAAAUACAAGUUUAUAUCAAAGACAUUUAUAUAACCAUUUCAUGAGAUUCUCUGAAUCACAUGACUUCGCUCCAUCCCUUUAAUGGGUCCUUAUAUUAAUUUUUCCAAAACUACAUACAGUGGUACCUCCGGUUGCAAGCAGAUCUGUUCCGGAGCUCCAGACGGAUCCCGAGGUUUUUGCAAACCGGAGGACCGCUUCUGCACAUGCACGCGGCGCAAUAGAGUGCUUCUACGCGUGCGAGUGGCGAAACCCGUAAAAGUUCCAGCGGGUUACGUAACACAAGGUACCACUGUAUAGAUACAUUCUCCACAGUUUUCAUUUAUCUAAAUUGUCCAUAAACUUAUUUACAAGUGAUUCCUAAAGUCCAGCUAACGUUUUGAUUUGCGUGCAGUAAUCUCAUAGGUAAAUUAUAAAAUUUCCCCAUUCUUUUUUAAAGUCCUUGUUUUCUUGAUUCCCGAGUCUCACGGCUAAUUUUGCCAUUUCGGCAGAGUCCAGCAGUUUGGCUUGACAUUCUUCCCUAGUUGGGAUUAUUGCAUCUUUCCAUCGUUGGGAUAAUAACAUCUGUGCAGCUGUUGUCGCAUACAUAGUCUUUCCUGGUCUUUUGCGAUCUCAGUACCUGUAAUUCCAAAUAAAUAUGCUUCUACAUUCUUAACAAACAUUAUUUUAAACAUUUUUUUUAAUUCAUUAUAUACCAUUUCCCCAAAUGAUACUGUUAUCUUACAUGACCACCACAUAUAACAAAAGGUACCCACUUUUUCUUUACAUUUCCAGCAGAUAUUUGAACUUACUAGGAGUCAUAUACCACCAGUACAUCAUUUUCAUGUAGUUUUCUUUCAAUGAACAGCAAGCUGUGAAUUUCAGAUUUGUUUUCCAAAGCCUCUCCCAAUCUGCCAUUUGUAUGUUAUAUCCUAAAUCCCUUUCCCAUUUAGUCAUAACUGAUUUAACCUGUUCAUCCUUUGUAUACCGUUCUAGGAGCAAGUUAUACCUUUUAGACAGAUCUUUUUAUGUUACUUCCUAAGAGUUCUUUUUGAAAUUGUGAUGUCUCAUAAUUAAACCUUUCUUUUUGUCUAUCUUUAAGAUAUUGUUUAGUUGAUGGUACUGUAACCAGUGAGUUACAGCUUUCCUUAUCUCUUCAAAAUCUUUUAAUUUCAGUAGGUUACUUCUCAUAUUCAAUUUUUUUCAGAGAUAUUGCUUCCAAGGGAGAAAGCCACCAGGGUGUUUUUUACUCAAGCAAAUUUUUAUGCUUCUCCCAUACCCUACAAAUUGAUUUUCUGACUAAAUGAUUCUUAAAAGCUCUAUGCACCCUGGCCUUUUCCUACCAUAAAUAUGAAUUCUAUCCAUUAUUCGUGUCCUUCUAGAUCUAAAAAACAGUAUCUGUGUUUUCCAAUGUAAUCCAUUCCCGGUUCUAGCAGAUACAGGAUGUUUCAUAAUAAAGUUUCAAACCCGGCAGGGCAAAACCUCCUCUCUCUCGUACAUCUGUUAAUAAUUUAUUUUUAAUCCUUGAUUAUGUCCCUUGGAUAGCUUGAAAGAGAGGAUUAGACUGAUGCUUCUUGAUACUAUUUCCUGGAAAGCACAGGAAGGCAGAGGGCUCUUGUACUCAAAUCCUGCUUGCUGGUUUCCCACAGGCAUUUAGUUGGCCACUGUGAGAAUAGGAUGCUGGACUAGGUGGGCCUUUGCCCAAUCGAGCAGGCUCUUCUUAUGUUCUGAAACAGGCAUCCCCUAACUUGGCCCUCCAGGUGUUUUAGGACUACAACGUCCAUCAUCCCUAGCUAACAGGAACAGUGGUCAGGGCUGAUGGGAAUUGUAGUCCCAAAACAUCUGGAGGGCCAAGUUUGGGGGUGCCUGUUCUAAGAUAUUGCAAUAUUUUUACAGUUACAUGUGGCACAGUAACACGAAAGUUUGACUUCUUAGUCAUAGGAGAGACUGCUACUUGAGCCUGUGAUCCUUUCCUCCCUGGACAAAGAGAAAUACAGUGGUGCCUCGCAAGACGAAAAGAAUCCGUUCCGCGAUUCUCUUCGUCUAGCGGUUUUUUUGUCUUGCGAAGCAAGCCCAUUGACAGCUUAGCGGAUUAGCGCUACAGCGGUCUAGCGGCUUUCAGCGAUCAGCUGUUAAGCGGGUUAUCAGCGGAACGGCUGAUAGGCAGCUUAGUGCCUUAGGAAAUGGGGGGGGCGGAAAAACCCGCGGGGAUGCACAAGAUUUUUUCGUCUUGCGAAGCAGCCCCAUAGGGAAAUUCGUUUUGCGAAGCGCCUCCAAAACGGAAAACCCUUUCGUCUAGCUGGUUUUCCGUCUUGCGAGGCGUUCGUCUUGUCUAAGAAGCCAAUUCCACCACAGAUUAUAAAAUAAUGCAGUUUAUUAAGUGUGAAUGGAGUGAUCAUGUGUUUUUCUUGCUAUUAUCUCACCUGCAUUCCUAACAUAGAGAGGACAGUGGAGAAAGGAGACAGUGUUUAAAUAAGAGAAGGUGCAUAUUAGGACUGAAAUGUGUUCAGUUCCUUUCUUGUCUUUCUUGAAAGUCUUCCCCCCCCCCAAUGCAUAAUCAUAACAAAAAUUACAAACAUUGAAUCCAAAAUAAUACUAUACAAACAAAAAAGAACAGAACAUGCAAAAAAAACACAGAAAAAAAGCAAAAAAAGCAAAGGAAACAAAACAACACUAAACAAAAACGAAAAAGCACACAUCUACAGAAAAAAAACAUAUCAUUACGUACAUAUACACAUAUUGACUACCUUCCUUUGUUCUAAGACCUCAGAAAUUUUACUCUUACUAUAUUGUGUCUGAUUAGAUUACAUCCAUCUUUGUACUUUUUUUUAACACCAUAUUUUUCCCCCUUUAACCCUGUAAAGCACCAUUCAUUACAUACCAAUAUACUUACUCCAGAACAAUGUUUUUUCAUAUACUCUUUAGCACAACCCCAUUCUUUUAAUUAGUUCUGGUCCAAUUGUCCCCUUAUGAAUGCUGUGAGUCUUGCCAGAUUUAUGUAUUCACAAAAUUUAAUUUGCCAAUCUUUCAUUGAUGGAAUUUUUCUCCCUUUCCAGUUUUUUGCUAUAAGCUGUUGUUGCAUAAAAGAAUACUUUCCUUUGAUUGUUGGGGAUAUCAUUUGUAAUUAAACCUAAAAGGAAUGCCUCCGGUUUUUUACCGAAAGAUAUUUUAAACAUAUUUUUGAGUUCUUCAUAAAUUUCGUUCCAGAAUUGUUUGAUAGGUCGGCAUUCCCACCACACGUGAAACAUUGUUCCUAUUUCUUUUUUACAUCUCCAACAGGUAUUCGAUUUUAAUUUGUAAAUUUUAGCCAGUUUUACCAGAGUUAAGUACCAUUGGUACGCCAUUUUCAUAAAAUUUUCUCUUAUUGUAUAACAUGCCGUGAAUUUAAUAUCAUAUUUCCAUAAUUUUUCCCAUUGGUCCAGCCGAAUUACAUAUCCUAUAUCACAUGCCCAUUUGAUCAUAACUUCUUUUACUUCUUCAUCCUUUAAUUCCCAUUCUAAUAAUAAAUUAUACAUUUUGGAUAUAUUAUUUUUUGAGUUUUGUAAUAAUACUUUUUGUAAUUUUGAUUCUUCUUUUUCAAAUCCUAUUAUUUUAUCCUGAUUAAAUAUAUGUGCAAUUUGGUGAUAUUGUAACCAUGUAGUACAGUAUUGGGUCACCUCUUCAUAUGGUCUCAGUUUUAAUUGGCCCUGUUCUUCCUUUAGGAGCUGCUGGUAUGUCGCCAUUCUUCCUAUAGUAUUUUUCAUUUUAACCGAUAUAACUUCUAACGGGGAGACCCACCAUGGGGUUUUCGGUUCUAACAACCUUCUAUGUCUCACCCAGACCUUGUAUAAUGUCAGGGAGAGGCAAACGGGAAAAGAUGAAAGGACAGAAACCAGCAGUUAUAGAGAGCCUAAAGAGAUUAUCAGCAGCUUGUCGUCUGACAGUCAGUCUGACGUAGAGGGGGAGGAGGAUGAGCCGGGGACAAGUCAUGCUGUAUACAGAGGAAGUAAGGGGAGGAGUUUUCGCAGAAUUGCAUGCUUGGUGCGGAAAAGGAGGAAGUAACAUUAGAGGGAGCAACUGCGCACAAGGGGAAGGAGGCUAAUGGAAACGCUGCAGAUGUACGUUUGAACUUUGUCAAAUAAAUCAAUUGUUUGAAACUGGCUGGGAGCCCGGAGUCUUAUCUAUGGCCAGCUGGACAGCACUAAGCCUCUGACAUAUAAUGCAUUUCUAAUUAUGUGGCUUAGAAAUUCUUUUAUGUACUGCCACUUUGUUAUAAAUUAGAUAGGCAUGCCAACCAUAUCUGUUGUUCCAUCCCUCCAAGUCCAAAAUGUCACUGUUAUCCAAUUUGAUCCAAUCCUUGAUCCAAGUAAAGCAUGCCGCAUCGUAGUAUAGUCUCAGGUCUGGGAGUCCGAAACCUCGCCUCUCUUUUAUGUCAGUUAAUAAUUUAUGUUUGAUCCGUGGCUUUUUGCCCUGCCAUAUAAACUUUGUUAGGUCCGUUUUCCAUUUUUUAAAACAAUCAUCUUUACCUAUUAUGGGAAUCAUUUGAAAAAGGAACAGGAUUUUUGGUAAAAUAUUCAUUUUAAUAGCUGAAAUUCUACCCCAGAGUGUUAAAUUCAAUCUUGUCCAAAAUUCCAUUUCUCUUUUUGUUUCUUCCCAAUUUUUUUUAUAAUUAUCUUCAAACAAAUUUAUAUUUUUCAUUGUUAUUUGUAUUCCUAAAUAUUUCACUUUUUUUACAAUUUGUAAUCCAAAUUAUUCUACCAGUUCUUUUUUCUCUUGAUCUCCCAUGUUUUUUACCAUUAGUUUCAUUUUUACUUUAUUCAAAGCAAAACCUGAGACCCUUCCAAAGUUUCCCAUUUUUUCUAGAGCCUUUGCUAUGCUUUCUUGAAAGUCUUAACAGGAUUCUCUUCCCCCUCCCCCACUCCCAAACAGGUGAGGAAGAUGAUGGCCAGAAUUCUAUGGAGCCAUCUGUGAAUUCAUUGGGAAGAACAAAGAAACAAUUUAAAUGCAUGGAAUGCGGGAUGUCUUUUAGUCAAAGUGGAAGACUGAGGACACACCAACGAAUUCACAUAGAGGAGAAACCAUUUAAAUGUACUGACUAUCGAAAGAGAUUCAGGGAAAAUGGAACUCUUAGAAAACAUCAACGAACUCACACAGUGGAUAAACCAUUUGAAUGUAUUGAAUGUGGAAAGAGCUUCAGUCGAAAUGAAAAGCUUAGAAUACACCAACGAACUCACACGGGGGAGAAACCAUUUAAAUGUAUUGAAUGUGGAAAGGGCUUCAGUGAAAGUAGAGCACUAAGAAAACAUCAACGAACUCACACGGGGGAGAAACCUUUUAAAUGUAUAGAAUGUGGAAAGAGCUUCAGUAGAAGUGAACACCUUAGAAUACACCAACGAACUCACACGGGGGAGAAACCAUUUGAAUGUAUUGAAUGUGGAAAGCGCUUCAGUGUAAUUGGAAACCUUAGAAAUCAUCAACGAACUCACACGGGAGAGAAACCAUUUGAAUGUAUUGAAUGUGGAAAGUGCUUCAGUCGAUAUGGAACACUUAGAAUACACCAACUAACUCACACAGGGGAGAAACCAUUUAAAUGUAUUGAAUGUGGAAAGUGCUUCAGUCGAUAUGGAACACUUAGAAUGCACCAACGAACUCACACAGGGGAGAAACCAUUUAAAUGUAUUGAAUGUGGAAAGAGCUUCAAUGAAAGUGGAGCACUAAGAAAACACCAACAAACUCACACGGGGGAGAAACCAUUUAAAUGUAUUGAAUGUGGAAAGUGCUUCAGUAGAAGUGAACAUCUUAGAAUACACCAACGAACUCACACAGGGGAGAAACCAUUUAAAUGUAUUGAAUGUGGAAGGAGCUUCAGUCACAAUGGACACCUUAGAAGCCAUCAACUUACUCACACGGGGGAGAAACCAUUUAAAUGUACUGAAUGUGGAAAGAGCUUCAGUGAAAGUGGAGACCUUAGAGUACACCACCGAACUCACACGGGGGAGAAACCAUUUGAAUGUACUGAAUGUGGAAAGAGCUUCAGUGAAAGUGGAAACCUUAGAAGACACCAACGAAUUCACACGGGGGAGAAACCAUUUGAAUGUAUUGAAUGUGGAAAAAGCUUCAGUCGAAAUGGAACACUUAGAAUACACGAACAAACUCACACAGGGGAGACACCAUUUAAAUGUAUUGAAUGUGGAAAGAGCUUCAGUCAAUAUGGACACCUUAGAAUACACCAACGAACUCACACAGGAGAGAAACCAUUUAAAUGUAUUGAAUGUGGAAAGAGCUUCAGUCAAAAUGGACACCUUAGAAGCCAUCAACUAACUCAUACGGGGGAGAAACCAUUUAAAUGUACUGAAUGUGGAAAGCGCUUCAGUGUAAUUGGAAACCUUAGAAAUCAUCAACGAACUCACAUGCGGGAGAAACCAUUUAAAUGUAUUGAAUGUGGAAAUAGCUUCAGUCGAUAUGGAAACCUUAGAAUACACCAACGAACUCACACAGGGGAGAAACCAUUUAAAUGUAUUGAAUGUGGAAAGAGCUUCAGUGAAAGUGGACACCUUAGAAAACACCAAAAAAAUCACAUGGGGAGAAACCAUUUAAAUGUACUGAAUGUGGAAAGUGCUUCAGUCAAAAUGGAACACUUAGAAUACACCAAUGAACUCACACGGGCGAGAAACCAUUUAAAUGUAUUGAAUGUGGAAAGAGCUUCAGUGAAAGUGGAGAACUUAGAGUACACCACCGAACUCACACAGGGGAGACAUCAUUUAAAUGUAUUGAAUGUGGAAAGAGCUUCGGUGAAAGUGGACACCUUAGAAGACACCUACAAACUCACACGGGGGAGAAACCAUUUGAAUGUACUGAAUGUGGAAAGUGCUUCAGUCAAAAUGGAACACUUAGAAGGCAUCAACGAACUCACACAGGGGAGAAACCAUUUGAAUGUAUUGAAUGUGGAAAGAGCUUCAGUCGAUAUGGACACCUUAGAAGACACCAACGAACUCACACAGGGGAGAAACCAUUUGAAUGUAUUGAAUGUGGAAAGUGCUUUAGUCAAAAUGGAACACUUAGAAGGCAUCAACAAACUCACACAGGGGAGAAACCAUUUGAAUGUAUUGAAUGUAGAAAGAGCUUCAGUCAAAAUGGACACCUUAUAA